Bombyx mandarina (wild silkworm) is the source of this 853-nucleotide messenger RNA. It is a transcript of the gene fabp, whose product is annotated as fatty acid binding protein. The record is from RefSeq and is a predicted model, not a curated record. Gene Ontology annotation, molecular function: lipid binding. Lineage: Eukaryota; Metazoa; Arthropoda; Insecta; Lepidoptera; Bombycidae.
CAGUAGAGAAUUCAUUCUAGUUUUAGCCGGCGCUAAAAACAGACGUAUUAAAAACCUUUCUCUUAAAUCUAUAAAGUUAAUCUAUAAAAAUGGAAUUCGUAGGCAAGAAAUACAAGAUGACUUCCUCCGAGAACUUUGAUGAGUUCAUGAAGACCAUCGGCGUGGGUCUGAUCACCCGCAAAGCCGCCAACGCGGUCACCCCGACCGUGGAGCUUCGUAAGGAUGGUGACGAAUACAAUUUAGUCACCUCUUCAACCUUCAAGACCACUGAGAUGAAGUUCAAGCCCGGCGAAGAGUUCGAAGAGGACCGCGCUGACGGUGCUAAGGUGAAAUCCGUAUGCACAUUCGAAGGCAACACCCUCAAGCAAGUCCAGAAGGCCCCCGACGGUCUUGAAGUCACUUACGUCAGGGAAUUCGGCCCUGAGGAGAUGAAAGCUGUGAUGACAGCUAAGGACGUGACUUGCACCAGAGUCUACAAGGUCCAGUAAAAGGACUCUACUCCGAGAUCGGGAGUCGGUGCCGCCGAUUCACGAACAUCCCGCGGCACAAUUAUGUUUAUUUAGCAUCUAUUCUAUACAUUAGCCCUUUCUAGCUUUUUCGUAAAACUAAUUUUAGUUUUUAUAUCAGUCAUCGUCUGCCGUUCGAAUUGCAAAAGCGAGUGGCGGUGACGAAACUAAAAUAAGUUGAGCGACCACGGUAACAACAGCGGGGCGCUUGUGCGCGAAGCGUUUAUUGUAUUCAAAAAUACGUUUAUUGUUUAUAUUAAGCCAAAGUUAACGUUUUGAUCUUCAGGAAGAUCGCACUCGAUGUUUUCCAUUGCGUAUUAAAUAAAUGUAUUUUUUUUUGUAUGUAU